CUGCUUGGCCAUCUGUGAGAGUGUGUGUGAGAGAGAGAGAUUCAUUAUAGUCUCUGAAUAUGGCCAUCAAUGAAUAAUACAAAGAGGGCGUGUUAAAAUAAACAAAGUAUCAUACAAUCUUUCAUUUGUUGUAUAAACUAUAUUAUACAAACACUCAUUGUUGUGGCUAGUGAUGGCAACUGGAGGAUCUUCUCCAACUUGGAGCACACGAAAUGGCAAAGUUGUUUACGGAGCAAUAGGAAAGAGGGAAGUGUUACUAAUCACGUCCAACCUCACUACCCAAGAUGAUGAUGUGGUGCAGAGAAGGCCAGGGGGAGAGCUGAAAGAUGAUGAUAGACAGAAACUGGAGCAUCAAGGUGUACCAAGAGACUGUCACCAUGACGACCUGAGUAUUAUGAAGGCAAGAUACGGCCUAAACAAGGAGAUAAGCAGUACUGAAGUAUUGAGAGAUGAUGGAUCUCUGACAUGUGAGUUAGUCACCAAGAAGAUAACCCAACUACAGAACAACACUGACACAAGUGGAGUCGUACUCUACUAUAUUGGCCCUGGCAAGAAGGGAACGGGAGACUGGUGCUUCAGUGAUGGCUUCAUCAGCUUCAGGGAUAUAAUGCACCUCUACCUACAGAAUGAAUACAUCAAAGGACGUGUUCUCUCCAUCGUCAGCGACUGCAGCUACUCUGGGUGUUGGGUGAAGGAGGCCAUGAGCUUCCUGGAUGAGCACGGAGUGGGACCUUGUGGACACACUGCCAAGGAGAAGGGGAUCCUGGUUAAAGUGAUUGCAUCAUGUCAGGCUAACGAGAUUCCUGCUGAGCUGGCAUUCUCUACUCGCUGUGCAAAGAAUGAUAAGAACACCGGAACUAUUUCACACACUACUACAUUACGUGGGAAAGAGAUUCACGAUGGACAACACACUAGUGGACUAGACUUCACUAGAGUUCUAUGCAAGAGCAAGAUCGACGAGCCAUGCACUAUGACCCCUGGGUCAACCUGGCACCAAUGGAGCACUGCAGAGAGAAUCCGGACAGUAAGAGGGAAGGACAGAGGUCGACCAGCAUGGCACUACGUCCUGCUAGUGGAUGAUGAAGAAACAAUCAGGGAAUUCCAUGACAAAGUAAAGGCGGGAAGUCUUGAUAUUGCCGACUAUGGUCAGAUCUUGAAGUGUGGGUGGGGCCAAGACCCACCAGAAGAAACACAGAAAUGGAUCAAAGAGCAAUAUUUCAUGAACUAUGACUACCAACCACCAUCAAUUAAAUUUAUCGAAAUUGAAGGUAUCGACUGACACAAAGCUAUGCACUAUAAACCAUACAUACAUGUAUUUAUACAUGCCCUAACACCACAUAGCCUAUUUUCCUUGUACCGGUAUGCACAUACUUUUUUCUGAUAUCUACAAUUUUUUACACUGUGCUGUGCUUCCAAUUUUAAUACUCAUUCCCAUUUUAAAUUCAA
Molecule: messenger RNA, 1446 nt
Organism: Halichondria panicea
Lineage: Eukaryota; Metazoa; Porifera; Demospongiae; Suberitida; Halichondriidae
Exons: 2
Coding region: 173-1279 (368 amino acids)
Source: RefSeq, a predicted model, not a curated record